AGCAGCGGAAGCGGAUUGUCUGUUUUUCAUUUCCGAGUGACCUAUUUAGCGUCUCACAUUAGCAUCAGUUGAUAAUCAGCGUCGAAAACAAUGGAAGUGGCUUUAGUUGAUAUAAUAAUGUGUUAAUUUGAUUAGUAUAUUUAGACUGUUCGUCGCAGAGGAAGCAGCGCUCAGUAAAUGAGUUUUAUUAGCCCGAAGCGUAUGAAAACAUAGCAGCCAUUGUUAGCUUGUUUAUUUGGGAAGGUGAUUGCGGUUAAAAAAAAGAGAUGUCUGUGCUAGCUGCGUUUUAAAUGAUUGCGUGUUAUUCAGCUUGUUUAUACUAGCUAAUCAUAAUUUCCUGAUCUAUUAACGCUCACGCAGAAAAAGAGUUUUCCUUCUUUAGCACCCUUGGAUGUUCAGCGUGUCAGGAAGUGAGCCCACAGCCCCAUGUCUGCGGAGGCUUCAGUCGGCGGUCGUGAUGCCGACUCCGUCCGGUCUGCAGCGCCCCAGCCUGCCUGCCACAGCACAGAUGAGCGCAGAAAUCCGGGCCUGAUGGGCAGCAAGUACGUCAAGUUAAAUGUUGGCGGUUCGCUGCACUAUACGACCAUCCAGACGCUAAGCAAAGAAGACAGUCUUCUGCGAAGCAUUUGCACUGGAAUAACAGCUGCUACCAUAGACUCUGAAGGUUGGGUGGUUUUGGAGAGGUCUGGCCGACAUUUUGGACUGGUUUUGAACUUCCUUCGUGACGGUUCGGUACCACUUCCAGAAGACCACAGAGAACUUGAUGAGGUCCUAAAGGAGGCCCAGUAUUACAGAGUACAAGGACUAGUCCAGCACUGCCUCAAUGCCAUGCAGAAACAACAGAAUAUUUUUGAAAGUGUGUGCCGCAUCCCAAUGAUCACAUCAGCCAAAGAAGAGCAGAAGAUGAUCGCUACAUGUAGAAAGCCAGUAGUCAAGCUCCAAAACAACAGGGGAAACAACAAAUAUUCUUAUACUAGCAACUCUGAUGACAACCUGCUGAAGAACAUCGAGCUGUUCGACAAACUUGUGCUCAGGUUCAACAACCGCGUCCUGUUUGUCAAAGACGUCCUCGGUGAUGAGAUCUGCUGUUGGUCUUUCUACGGUGAAGGCCGCAAGAUCGCAGAAGUGUGCUGCACCUCCAUUGUAUACGCGACUGAGAAGAAGCAGACCAAAGUUGAGUUUCCUGAGGCGCGGAUAUUCGAAGAAACACUCAAUAUCCUCAUCUAUGAGAACAACCGAUCGGGUCCAGGAGACUUCCACCUUUUAGAUUCGAGAGGCUCCGGUUCAUCACUCGGAGCUGGCCAAUCAGAGGAGGAGGGUGCCGCGGGAGGGGACAGACGAGUGCGGCGGAUCCAUGUAAGAAGGCACAUAAUGCACGACGAAAGAGGACAUGGCCAGCAAACUGUGUACAAGGACUAACUGUGACAAAAAUACGGCAUGGAAAAGUUAUUCAAGAUGUUUUCUGAAAGUGUGAAAAGUCAGCUGUGACUGAAACCGGUAGAAUAUUAUUUCACAUGUUAAAACCUCCCGCAUGUUACUGAAUGAGCCUCAAAACCCAUUUCUCUCGUAGAACCGGCCACCUGCCAUGGAUAUGGGUGUUAAUAGUUUGUAGUGGCAGCUUUGUCUGUGUUGAAUAUGUAGGAAACAUUUAUCCAGGCUGUGAUACAUCUGGUUUCUCUGUUGGAGAAAGAUGGUACUGCUGAGCAGAGACUGACUGACAGAAGUCUGUGAAGUUGAGCCUCAACAUGUUAACACUGGAAUUAAAAAGAUAAGCCAUGUUUUCGGUGAGAUUGUUGAGCAGCUCAGUUUUCUGUGUUUAAAUUAUUAUAAAUGCUGCUUCAAGCUUUCUUUUUUUAUUAAUUUAUAAACUUAAUUUAUUGUUUGGUAUUUAACUUUUGCAAAUGAAAUCAAUCUGUGUUACCUGAUGCUUGAGUGAGUUUGAAUUCUGCUGCUAUUAAGUGCACUCCUCUGCACUUAGCAGAUUGUGAAUUUGUUUGCCUAGAUUAAUACAACCUGAACUAUUUGCUUUAGUUCAGUGCUUAAAAAAAAAAAAGAAAGAGCUGUGACUGUUUUCUUUGCAUGUUUUCUGAGCCAUGUUCACACACUUUUGCUUUAUCUUUUACAAAAUCCCAGGAUUUUGCUUAAAUGAAUUUUUCUACAGUCGGUAGAAAUGUAUUGACUUUAUUGUCAUUUUAGAGAGGUUAAGGUACUAUUUUCUUUCUAAUUUUCACUGGUGGUAACCUAAGCACUCUUAAAAGUACGAAGGAAAAAAAACACAUUGAAUGCUAAUAAUAUGUAUGUACUUCCCUUUACCUUGAAAAAUGCACUAAUUCAACUUCCGUCCUGGAAAUGUUCAAAAUAAAUUGCUUAUGAAAUCCA
Molecule: messenger RNA, 2379 nt
Organism: Girardinichthys multiradiatus
Lineage: Eukaryota; Metazoa; Chordata; Actinopteri; Cyprinodontiformes; Goodeidae
Product: BTB/POZ domain-containing adapter for CUL3-mediated RhoA degradation protein 1-like
Exons: 8
Coding region: 427-1419 (330 amino acids)
Biological process (GO): protein ubiquitination; proteasome-mediated ubiquitin-dependent protein catabolic process; protein homooligomerization
Cellular component (GO): Cul3-RING ubiquitin ligase complex
Molecular function (GO): ubiquitin-protein transferase activity; protein binding
Source: RefSeq, a predicted model, not a curated record